AUGGAUCUUUUACCUAAAGAACACAAACAAUUUCAAGAUGAAGAAUACUGGAACAGAUUCUUCGCUGACAAAAAGAUUAAUCAAGGCUUCGAGUGGUAUGCUGCUUUUGAAGAUAUUGAACACUUGCUCAAAUUAACUUUAAAGGAUAAGGAAUAGAGACUUCUUGUAUUAGGAUGUGGUAAUUCACUACUCUCUGAGAAAAUGCACCUAAAAAUGGGUAUCAACAAGAUAACCAGCAUCGAUUUUGAGGAGUAAGUUAUCAAGAAGAUGAUUCACAGAGAAAAGCCCAUUGAUUAUCAAGUGAUGGACAUGCUUAAUAUGAGCUUUGAAGAUGGUUCUUAUGAUUAUGCCAUUGACAAAGGUACUCUUGAUGCUCUUUGUGCAGACAGAUCUCCAGAGACUGCUUCUAAAGUCUGCAAAUACUUCAACGAAGUGCUGAGAGUCCUCAAUGCUAAAGGAGGAACCUACAUUUGUGUCUCUCUACUUCAAGAUUUUAUUCUAGAUGCCUUAAUUUCAUUUUUCUGCAAGGGUAUGGGUAAUGAUCACUUUGAUAAGCAAAUCAUUGAUUUCAGAAUCUAAAGACUAGACAAGAAAUAAAAGAAGGGUGAAGAUAGAGAUUCACAGAACUAUUUACCAUUCUAUAUCACUAUUAAGAAGACAGCUAUCAAUCCAGAGGAUGCCAAGAUGAUUGAGUUAAGAGAUAAGCUUUCAACAGUGAUUUCUUAUUAAGAUAAUUACAUGACAAGGGCCGAAAUCAUUAAUGUAUCAACUAUUUCUGAAAAAAUCAAGAAAGAGCAAAUUAAUUAGAUGCUAGUUCCCCAAAUGAAAGAGCUUAAUCUUGGUUAGAAAUUCGAACUAUUCUGCUAUGACAAGAACAGAAAAGAUCAGCUUAGCUCAGUUCCAAGAUAUACUCUAACAAUAGUAGACUCAAAUGAUGCUAAAGUUCUAAAGAAGAGAACUUGCGCAGCUUUCAUUACUCCUCAAGGAAAAGAAAGGGAAUCCUUGAUUUCAACUGAGGUUGGAAAAUAAAAUCUCUCAUAGUAAGCUGGCUACAGUAGACUCAUCAUAAUCACUCUGAACCACGGACACAAAUUUGAAUCAAUAGAGACUGUUAAAAACGAACUCUCACCAAAGGUUCUUGAAUUAGCUCCUAGUCUCUGUGCCAAUUACAAAGAAAUCCCAUUCUUAACUAUCGGUUCCGAUAUUGGUGAAAGAGGAUCUGUAUAUGUUUCUCAAGAUGGCUCAAUUUUCGUAGAAGAUCUUAAGGACGAGCAAAAUAAUAUCUACAGAUAAGUCAUUUUCCAGAGCAAACCAGAAUAAAUCCAAUCUGAAGUCUUACUAGUCUAUAGAAACCCUUCUAAAGGUACCAUCCCUGAGCAUCUUAAGGUUCAAAGUACUAUCGCUCCUAAGAAGAAGCAAAGAACUGUUGUCUUAAAUCAUGAACUUUUAUGCAGUGAGUAUCAAUACUCUAUGCUCUCAGGAUUUUCUCUAGCUCCAAAGCUAGUUGAAAAGGAUAAUAUAAGAAUUUUAGUUCUUGGAACAGGAGCAGGUUUAUUGCCAAUGUUUUUAAGAGGAUAGCUCGGCGAAAAGCUAAAAGAAUUAGUGACAAUCGAUAUCAAUGAGGAAAUCGUGAAGGUUGCUAAGGAGUACUUCGGUUUCGUUCCAGAUGAAAAGCUAAAGUCAAUUAUAGCAGAUGCCUAUGAAUAUGUCAAUAACUAUAGUGGAGCUAAGUUUGAUGUUGUCAUUAUGGAUAUCAAUUACGAAGAGAGCAACUUAAAUCUAAGUCCACCACUUAAAUUCUUAGACUCUGGCUUUUUGAGAAAACUUUUGGAUAUCACAACAGCUGAAGGUUUCUGUACUUUUAACAUUCUAUCUUAUGACAAUGAAACAAGAGAAAAAGUAUUUGGAAUGAUUUCAGAGACUCCAAAGUCAUUUAAAUAUCAAAUUGAAGGUGAAGAAGAUGUGAACAGAAUUAUCCAUAUUGUUAAGAAUGAAGCUCCAAAUGAAGAGCAAAGACAAGUUCAAAUGGAGAAGGUCUGCAAGGAAUGGGGACUCAACAAGGGACUAUGGUUGACUGAAAUGAGAAUCAAGCAGAAGAUCGAUAAGAUUUUGGAAAUAAAUCAUGAGCAAUAUCCAUUAAUUGAAAGUUUGUCUUAAACUGUGUAUAAAAUCUUCUUCUAAUACUAUCUGUUAGGAAUUUUAACUAUAGUAGGUUAUAAAGUCUUUAUUUCUGAGCAAGAGGAUUAUAUGGAUCAAGAGGCUUCUCUAGCAAUCCAGCGUGAAGAUACUCCUUGGAAAUAAAACAACAACAGCUUUCCUAUUCUUGAAGACAAUAUGGGUCAAGUAAUUCACUCUUGCAGUUCUUUAAAUGGUGCUGAUUCUGUCAUUUUUUUUCUUAAAUUUUUCCUUUUCCAUGUCAUGCAAUCAUCUUCCCCUGACUAAUCAUAGCUUGUUUCUCAGCAGAUUAUUAAGUUUGAUUUUCCUUAGUUUAUGGAACAGUAGAGCUAGAUCUUUUCGUUCUCUCAACCCUUACAGGUUACUUACCAUCAACUACUUCAAAACAAAACAAAGAUUGAAGAUGAGCUCUAUCAAACUUAAAGAUAGUUAAGGAGAAAAGAGGGAGAGUACUUAAAGAAAAUAGCAGUAUAUGAGUAAAAGAUUGACUAGAUGCAGGAACAUAUAGAUGAAUUCAGAGAAAGAGAGGAGAAUACUAAAUCUAUGUAUGAGAAAAUUUUGUCCGCAUUAAACAACUCUCACGAUAAACAAAGAGUUUAAGAAAUGCUGAUGCAAAUGCAAAAGUCUCAUUAGAAUUCCCCAACCAACAGUGAAAAAUCAAUGAAUUCCUCCUUUAGAAGAAGGAGAUUUGAGUCGUCAAUAAUUGAAGCCAAGGAUAAAGAGAAAUAAUAGAUAGAAAACCUUGAGACAAGUUUGCAAUAAUUAGGGGAUGCUCACAGUAGACUAAAGAGUCAACUACUUACUAAAGAGAAAGAAAAUCAUAAUUUUGUCCAAUAAAUAGAUUCUUUGAAGAAGCAGAUUGAAAAUCUUAACUUUGAUCAUAGUCGAAAACUAGAGUAAAUUAACCUUGAUAACCAAAAGAAAAUAAAUGAAAUUGAGACUUUACUUAAGAAGGAGCUUGAAAAAGAUAUCCAAGUCUUAAAGAAUAACCUUUCAAAAGAGAAAAUUACUCAUGAAAGCUAAAUUUAGGCACUACAAGAGUAGAUUAAAAACCAUUAGUCUUAAUUAAACAAGCAAACUUGCAACAGCAAUAACAUUGAAAAAAUCAACUAAAAAGAAAUGCUAGAGAUAAAAACAUUGCUUGAAAAAUCUAAGAAGGAUAUUGAUAAUCUACUAAAGGAAAGAGAUUAGAUCAUUAAGGAGAAAGAUUUAAUAUUAUAGAGUAAUAAGGAGUAAGAAUAGUAAAUUACAAAAAUUAAGAAGCAAUAAACUAGCAGUCAGAAUAUUCAGAAUGAAAGUAUAAAGAAACUUAAAGAUAAGAUACAAGAAUUGGAAAAAGAACUUAGUUUGAAAAGUGAAGAAGCUAAAUAGAGCAAUGCACAAGUAAAAUAGUUGAAAUCUUCUACAGCAAUACCUUUUGUCGACAGGAAGAGUUCGGGAUAAGGGUCUUUACUCCAGAAUAGCAGUGUAUCUAGUAUGAAUCAACUUAAGAAUAUUAACGUUGGCUCUAAGGAUCAAUAAAUUUUAGUUGAUAUUUAAACGACAGAAAAAGUAAAUAGAAGAAAUGGUAAUUUCAGGGUUUAAAAUAGAAGUAGUAACAAGUCCACUAAUAAUAACACUUGUAACAACAGUAAAAUGUUUACUCAACCAAUAAGUGUUAACUUAGAUUGUCCAGAUUUGACCAAUCCAGAUCAAACUAUCAACAACACUUAGAAGCAAUCAAAGAAGGGAUAGGAAAAUGCUAAAAAUAAACUAGAGAACUUGGUCACUAGCAAUGGAAAAGUUUCAAGAAAUUCAAAUGGGAAUGUUCACUCUUCAAUGAUCCAUCCUUAAAGCUAAUAACCAAAUGCUCAGCAGCAAACUUUUAAUGAAAAACCUAGAAAUUAGACUCCUAAUUAUCGUUAAUAUAUCAACUUAGAUGACACCAAUCCAAAUAUUAGCCAAAUGCUAUAAAGUAACAGAAAGAGAAAUCCGCUAGAUGAUGAAUCUCUCAAUAACUUUGACUCCAGUGGCAAGUCUACGUAUAAGUUAAAAAAAUACAUAAAUCCCAAUGAUGAGUGUAGGAACUCAGAUCAAUAUCAGAGUAGAUGCAAUAGUCAUACUAAUGUUGAAUAGACAAGACGCCACCAUUUCCUGGCAUAGAGAACUUCUUCUGAUAGAAUGUAUGAUCCUUAACAAAGAUUUGGCAGUGCCAAUCCCUAUGAUCGAUAUCUCAAUGAAGGUGAUAGAGCAUUACUCACUUCACUUGAGAUCGAAUAGGUAGUAAGAAAAAUGCUAGAUUAAGUGUACAAUGAAAAGAAUCAAACAUUCUAAGGAACAUUCAAUGGUAGUGAAACUUAAUAGAUUGGCAGUGUAUUAGUCCAAAACAAUUAGUACCAUAAUAUGUAAACUCCAUCAUAGAAUGUUAGUUUCUCUGUCAGAAAGAAUGAGUAACAGUAGUAAAUGUUUAAUAAUAGUAAGUAUAGCAGCUAGCAAAGUAAGAGCUGCAUUACAAUCGACAAAGAAUUUUUAAGCAAAUUGGAAUCAAGUCUUAAGAAACUCGCAAAGAGAAAUGAGAAAAUUAAGCAAAUAAUGAAAGAAAAAGAGUCUCUUGAAAAGGAAUGCCUAAAAUUAAAAUAAAAAGUCAAGAACUUAAAAGAGGAAAAAUCUGGCUUGAUCUAAGAAAGAGAGGGCCUGAUCCUCAUUAAUAAUAAAAUGGAGUAUAGACUAAAGCAAGCUCAAGUUCUACUAAAUUUAGAGGAUAUGCAAAAUCCAACUCACUUCAACCUUUAAAACCAUCUUAACUCAAAUAAUAAUACUACUAUUUAUGAGCUGUCGCACAAUAGUAGCCAAAAGACUUUAGUUAAACAUUAUGCUAAUCGAGAUAUCUCACCAAGUUAAUAGAGUAAUUUAACCCUAAACAUUAUUUAAGAUUCAGUUGCAAACAAUGAGAGAUAUAAGAAUCCUCCAAUGAGCUGUAGAGUUAACGAUAGCUAUGAUGUAUCCUUGAGACUAAAUGGAGAAAAUGUUUAUGGGCCAUAAGGAAAGAGACAUAUGUUUCAUAAUACAUUAGAUAAAUCGAUGCUAGACUAAUCACUCAUAACAAUAAAGAGAGAUUAGAUGAUGCAAUAGUAUCAGAAUUAAAACCUUUAAGCUUCUUAAUUCACCCAAAAAAUGCCAGGGAACUAGAAUAACAGAUCAUUCUAGAGCAAAUUCUUACCAUAAUCCUCUAGUCAAUAAUUACCUCAACCUUAGCUAGUUGGACAACAUUCUGUUAACACUACAUUUAGAGGUAAGACGCCAACAUUAUAAAUUAAUCUCUCAUAAUCUCCUAAUCAAGAGCUUUACUGCAUUGGUAUUUCAACAUAAGGAUAAGACCCUUAGGAUAAUAGAAAAUCCAAUAAAACUGCAUCCAGUGAGAGAGAGGAUUCGAGCUCAGUAAUGACAAGCAGGAACUUUAGCAGAUCUACUACGAAUUUACUUUAGAAAAAAUCAUUCAGCAAUCAUCCUAUUUUAAAUGCUUAAUAGCCUAAUACCAAUAAUAGUAGACAGCUAUUUAAGUAUUAAAGCAAUAGAGAUCAAACUCAAAUUAAAAGUAGUUCAAAGAAUCAAUCAUACAUGAACUCAAAGCUUUAAAAUAUAACAAACAUGAGCAUGAUAUCUGCCUAGAACUCAAAUUAAAAAAAUCCAUGUAAUUACUCUAGUAUAGGAGCUCAUGAGAAUAAUUCAAUGACGAGAGAUAGAAGUCCACAGUUAAAUCUGAAUUAGACACAGACAAAUUACUUGACAGGCUAGACCCAGAUUGUAAUGGGAAAUUCGAACAGUAUGAAUAUCUUAAGAAGACUGAAUCCCUCAAAAGCAAAGGAUAGAUAUUACACUAGUAAGAGAGGAGGUCAUCAACAGGUUUUAUAAAUUGGAGAUCCAAAUAGAUUCCAUAAUGUGUAGGCUUGCUACUAAAUUGUUACAUUUGAUGAAGAGGAUGACUAUGCAAUAGACGAAUAAACUAUUGAAGAAGAUUAAAACUUGUUCUAAAGUUCGACAUUCGAUUAACUAAACCGUGAGUAAAGAAAUGAAUAACCAGAGGAUGAAGAAUACCCAGAAGAUCUGAAUACUGAUGAAAAUGAUGCAGUUUACAGUUAGAAUUCAGACAAUUCAUCAAUAAACAUUAAAGUUGUAUAAGUUACAAAGAAGAAUCAAAAGAAAUUAAGAAUGCAACAACAAAGUGAGGCUGAUUCAACUACUGCUUAAUAUAAUUACCCUCAGACUCAGAGGAAAAAAGAUGAAGGUGGUUAGCCUAGUGAUGAGAGAGACGAGGAAGAGGAAAGUGUGCAAUACAAGUUAUUGAAUAACAGCAACUUUAUACCGUCAAUGCACUCAAGAUAUAUAAAUGAUGAAUCCUAAUGA
Stylonychia lemnae is the source of this 6558-nucleotide messenger RNA. Lineage: Eukaryota; Ciliophora; Spirotrichea; Sporadotrichida; Oxytrichidae. The record is from the annotation of a GenBank genome assembly.